Molecule: messenger RNA, 2123 nt
Organism: Etheostoma cragini (Arkansas darter)
Lineage: Eukaryota; Metazoa; Chordata; Actinopteri; Perciformes; Percidae
Gene: yipf5
Product: Yip1 domain family, member 5
Exons: 6
Coding region: 278-1054 (258 amino acids)
Biological process (GO): regulation of ER to Golgi vesicle-mediated transport; vesicle fusion with Golgi apparatus; endoplasmic reticulum to Golgi vesicle-mediated transport
Cellular component (GO): trans-Golgi network; membrane
Source: RefSeq, a predicted model, not a curated record
GAAAACUGGAUUACGAUGCAAAUGAUAGUAUUUACUAUUUUCAUACGUUCAAUAGCCAAGCUUGUAACAUCAAGCAGUUAGUUAAAUAUUAUGUAAUACCACCACUCGUCUUUAGACUGCGCCACAUACUUUCUGCUGAGGGCAAUUUUCACAAACAAUCUCUCUAACGGCUUCCUGUCGGCUACGUUUCAUCCCGGAAGAUUUACUUUUCUCCUGACACGUAUCAACCAAGUUGGCAGGGUUCUGCAUCGUUUUGUCAAACAGCACAGUGUGAAAGAUGGCAGGGUUUGACAGCUUCAACACAGACUUUUACCAGUCCAGCUACAGUGUAGAUGACCAAAGCCAGGCAGGCAAUGGCUACCCCAACGCUGAAACCCCCUACGACAAGCCAUACGGUGGUCAGUAUGACUACUCCCAGCCCAUGGGUUACACUCCUCCAGGAAUGAUGCAGCCCCAGCAACCAUACACAGGACAAAUCUUCCAGCCCACACACACCUACACCCCAUCGUCGUCACAAUCCAUGUAUAGCAGCGGCUUCGACGAUGAGCCACCACUGCUAGAAGAAUUAGGAAUCAAUUUUGAUCACAUCUGGCAGAAGACUCUGACGGUGCUCCAUCCGAUGAAGGCAGCAGACGGCAGCAUCAUGAAUGAGACAGACCUGGCUGGCCCCAUGGUCUUCUGUUUGGCGUUCGGAGCAACGCUUCUCCUGUCGGGUAAGAUCCAGUUUGGCUACGUGUACGGUAUCAGUGCAAUUGGCUGCCUUGGGAUGUACUGCCUACUCAACCUAAUGAGCAUGACGGGCGUCUCCUUCGGCUGUGUGGCCAGUGUCCUGGGAUACUGCCUCCUGCCCAUGAUCCUCCUCUCCAGCUUUGGAGUUCUCCUCUCUUUACAGGGCUUGGUGGGAAUUAUACUAACGGCAUCAAUCAUUGGCUGGUGCAGUCUCUCAGCCUCAAAGAUCUUCAUCUCGGCGUUGGCCAUGGAUGGGCAGCAGCUGUUGGUUGCUUACCCGUGCGCUCUCUUGUAUGGGGUCUUUGCACUCAUUUCUGUCUUCUAAAAAGACAAAAAAACCAUUGAGUAACACUUCUAAAUAGCCUCUCCCCAGUUUCUGUAAUUUCAGUCUAAUUAGCAUCAAUGUAAUUACUGUAAUUAUCGGCCAAUUACACUGUUGUUGCAGAAAAAAAGAGAGCUCCUGUCUAAAAACUGCACCAAGGCAUUUCUCUUUUCUUCUAUUAGCCUCCACCUCUCACUACAUUCCAACUUGACCAUUCGCAGACUGGAGUGUAUUGUGUCACUCAUGUCUUCUCUCCACUUUGAUCCCCUCAUACAUCUUAAAGGAGAGGACUGUUGAAUAAACCGGUGAAAAUUAACUCAUGUGGACCAUGUUGAGCCUUGAAUGGCCUUGUACAAUCCUAUGAUUUUAAGGGCAUGAAGGUGAAGCAAUCAUUUCACACAAUGGAAGCCUGAGGAGACAAUUGAAUUAUGACAUAGGCAGGAAAAGGUUCUCAAUUUCCAAAAAGGACUGAUAACAACUCUCUGCAAACCCUUCAGCCUAAUUUGGAGCCGGUGCAAACCUCAUCGCUAAUUUUGCAAAAGCUUUUGUGAGCCUUUUCUGACAAACACCUAUAGAUUCCACAACUGCAAGACUAGGGGAAACAUUCACUUUCUUGUGGCACAAGACUACAGUAACUUAUUCUACUUCUCCACCCAGAAAAUAGGGGGGGAAAUGCGGGAUACCCUCCUCCGCGUUUUAUUUUUCCAAACAGAGGAGUCAUCAUUUGCUCAUCACAGCAGUGACCUGAUCUUCAAUGUAAAACAGUUGCUCUGCUAUAUCUACUCCUGUAUUGCUGUUUUAUUAUAUUCUCUUGAGAUUGAUUUGAGUUUUGAUGCCUUUCAAAGAGAAAACAAAAUAUGCACAAAACCAAUUUGUUUAGAUAUUGAUAAAUGAUAGUCUCAGAGAUACUGUAUAUUACUGGGUACGGACAUGUCUCUAUAGGUUGUUGCUUUAAUUUGCAUCCUUCCUAUGUCUUAAAUCUUUAUUUUAGAUUUGACUCACUCUGUAUGCUUUGAUGUAUGAUCUGUUGUUCAUGUCUUCUCAUGUACAAUAAAGUUGUCUUUGAAAAUUA